Molecule: messenger RNA, 2067 nt
Organism: Python bivittatus (Burmese python)
Lineage: Eukaryota; Metazoa; Chordata; Lepidosauria; Squamata; Pythonidae
Gene: GFRAL
Product: GDNF family receptor alpha like
Biological process (GO): nervous system development
Cellular component (GO): external side of plasma membrane; signaling receptor complex
Molecular function (GO): signaling receptor activity
Source: RefSeq, a predicted model, not a curated record
AGAGGAUCAAGUGGCAACAGGCAGUUUGCUGUGCUGAGAGUCAGUCUACCUGGAACCUCCUCAGCCAUGAACUCCAUUCUGUUCAUCACUGUGCUGGUUCUAUAUUCCAUGAAUGAAUCUACUUACCAGGCCCAGACAUCAAAGUGUCAACAACUGAAAGAGAGAUGUGUGGCUGCAAGAAAUGGAUGUGAAAGUGUCUGGAAUUUACUUGAAGAAGUUUGUUACAUUCCAGGUAACAGCUGUGCAGUAAAAGAUUCAUCCAACUGUAAUAAAAUAAUUCAGUUUUUAGUUGACCAGUUCCCAGAAUUUAAAGACUGCAUCUGCGUAAAAGAUAACUGCAGCAUCAGAAUGUUGUUGGGGAAAAAAUGUUCCACUGAUAAAGGGAACUUAGAGCCUUCACCCAGCAUAGAUACUCAAUUCACACCCCCGCGUCAGAUAAAAACUCCAAGGAUGGUCCUCUCAGGCCAACUUGGAAACGAUUGCUCUGUUGCAAAGGACCUCUGUCAAAGAGACAACACCUGCUUUACAAAGUACAAGAUAUUCCAGAGAGUGUGCAGAGCAGAGGUAGCAAAAUGCAGCCUACAAAUGGUGGUAGAGCAAUGCUUUGCCGCAUGGAAGUUGCUCAAGAAAACAGUGAUGGGCAACUGCACAUGUCCAGAGCCAGUGCAUAAAAGAUGCUUUAAAAUAUGGAAAAAUAUAUUUAACAACACAUGCCUACAGUCCACACAGGAAUAUCAAGACUCUGCCAUUGGGAAGGAAACCUAUACUGUUGAGGAAACUCAAAGCCGCAGUGCAGAUCAUAUGAAAGCAAAAUCACAGUGGAAGUUAUCAGCACUUUCGAACUAUGAAUACAAGCAGCCGCAAUCCUGCUUCCAGGCGAACAUGGAAUGUGUGAAUGAUGAAGUGUGUAACAAACAAUUGUCUCUAUAUCUUCAAGUGUGCCAAAUAAACGGAAGCUCUUGCGACAUAAAUCAAUGCCGUGCAGCGCUACACUCCUUCUAUACCAAUAUGCCUUUUCAGGUUGCCCAGAUGCUGACAUUUUGUGACUGUAUGCCAUCGGAUGACAACUGCCAUCAAGCCAAACAAUUCUUACAUGGCCAUCCAUGUGCCAUCAAAAUGGUUCCAACACCUACCUGUGUUCAUGUCAUGAGCUCGUGCCAAGAAAACAAGCUUUGUCGGAGAAAGUACGAGGCAUUUACAUCAAAGUGUUUAAAACACAUCAGCCAAGCCUGCCUUGAAGAAAACACCUGCCUUGAGACUCUGAAUGCAAUUGACCCAAUUUGUUCAGAAAGCACUGAAUGCAGAGCUGCUUAUGUGGACUUGUGGGGGUCUCUCCUUCGAGUCAAGUGUACCUGUGAGGCCGCACCACCAGCUGAACAGUCUGUAUGCCGGUGGUUCCAUCAUAUACUUCACGGCAAGGUCUGCUUACGCCAGAUAUCAGGUGGAAACAUUGACCUUUAUUCAUCGCAGAUAGAACUCCCUGGAAAAAUACUUCCUGUAACAGGCAAACGGUCUUCAUUUUACGACAACACAAUCAUCACUAUUCUAUACACCUCUUGCAUAAUUCUUAUCCUGGGAAUAAUCCUUUUGGCUUUGUUAAAAACCAGGGCUUGCACAACUGCUUAUCUGCCAAAGAUGAGAGAAGACAGUUUCCUCCCAAGGCCAUUUAUCAGAGAAGCUCAUGAUACCUCGACAACCUUGGCUCAUCAGUUUGGCCGAAAAUGCUCUUUCUGAUUCUUCUCCUUAACUAGCCUUUUUUAUUCUGUAAAAUCUCUUUUGAGAAAGAAAAAAAAAAGGGGGGGGAUCAAUAACAAUUGGCAAACAUUGGGCAACUUAUAACACAUAUCUAUCUGGAGUUCUUUUUUCUCUUGUACUAUUUGACUGCAUCCCUGGGAUAUUUGAUUUACAAUUAAGCCACAGGGAUACAUAUUAUAUUGAGUAGAGAACUAUAUGUUCCCAAGCUUUUAUUUGCUAAGAUAGCAUGAAUAUAAGGGCAGCGGUGGGCUUAUAGAGAGCCAGUUUGGUGUAGUGGUGAAGGCAUCAGGCUGGAAACUGGGAGGCCGUGAG